AUGGCUGAUGCGGGCGGGAAGUAUUACUCGUGGGAAAAGGACCGCCUCAUCGCGCGCAUAAGACAGCUCGAGCACGAGCUCGCAAAGCGGGAUGCCGCCGCGUCAUCCAAGUCCGCCGGGCCCGGCCCUGGCCCCGGCACGGCGAUGGUAGACGCUGCCCCGCCCCCGGCAAAGAAACGGAAGAAGGACAAAAAGAUGGACGCCUCCCGGUAUUCGAGCCGCUUCAUCGCCCUCAAGUUCGCGUAUCUCGGCAAGCGCUACGGCGGCUUCGAGUACGCCAGCUCCGCGAGCCUGCCGACCAUCGAGGGCGAGCUGUGGAACGCGCUGACCAAGGCUUGCCUCAUCUUCCCUGAGGACCCGGAGGUGGUCAACUUCGACUGCUGCGAGUACUCCAAGUGCGGCCGCACGGAUCGCGGCGUGAGCGCUUUUGGGCAGGUCAUCGCUCUGAGGGUACGGAGUAGCAAGCCGUUGCCCAAGAAGCCGGAAGAGCAAGCUAUCCCCGAGACAGAGGGGGAUACGGCCAUGGAAGGGACCGUCGAGAAGGCCGAAGGAGAAGAAGACAACAAGAAGCCUGAGAAGGAGUGGGACGACAUCGAAGACGAGAUCCCGUACGUCAAGGUCCUCAACCGCCUGCUCCCCGACGACAUUCGCGUCAUCGCGUGGUGCCCGGCGCCGCCGCCGGGAUUCUCGGCGCGCUUCUCCUGCGAGGAGCGGCAGUACCGCUACUUCUUCACGCAGCCAGCCUUCACGCCCACGGCGGUGACCACGACUGACGGCGCGCCGUCAGACGACCUACGGGAAGGGUACCUCGACAUCGAGGCCAUGAACGAGGCGGCGCGGCGCUUCGUCGGCGACCACGACUUCCGCAACUUCUGCAAGGUGGACGGCAGCAAGCAGAUCACCAGCUUCGAGCGGCGCAUGUACGAGGCCAGCGUGGAGGAGGUGCAGGACGUCGGCUCGGUGCUGCCGUACCUCGGGCGCGGCGCCGCCGACGGGAACGACAAGCUGCCUAGGGUGUACUCGUUCAACAUCCGCGGCACGGCGUUCCUGUGGCACCAGAUCCGGCACAUGGUGACGAUCCUCUUCCUCGUGGGCCAGCGCCUCGAGGGGCCCGACGUCAUCACGCGGCUGCUGGACGUCGAGAAGACGCCCCGCAAGCCCAAUUACGACCUCGCGCACGAGACGCCGCUGGUGCUCUGGAACUGCGUGUUCCCCGGCGACGACGACAGUCGCAUCCCGACGGCGCCGGAGAAAGCGCUGCGGUGGGUAUACGGCGAGGCCGACGUCGUCGAGAGCCUGUGGGCGCACUACCGCGAGAAGAAGAUGGACGAGGUGCUGGCCAAUCGGCUGCUGGACCUAGUCUCGGGCCAGGUGCAGAGCACCGAGCCCAAGCCCAAGGGCAAGCGCGUGUUCCAGGGUGGCCACGAGGGCAAGCUGUCAGGCGGGUACGUGCCGCUCGCUAAGAAGCAGCUGACACCGACGCCCGAGGAGAUCAACAACCGGUGGGCGCAGCGCAAGGGGUUCAAGAACGCCGAGGAGAUGAGAGAGUCGAAAAACUGGAGGAAGGCCAUCAAAGAUGCCAAGCAGGCGGGUACCACCGCCGCUGCCGCCCCCGCUGCCGCCGCAGGGGCCGGUGAUGAAUGA
Colletotrichum destructivum is the source of this 1644-nucleotide messenger RNA. RefSeq names its product Putative pseudouridine synthase I, TruA, pseudouridine synthase TruA/RsuA/RluB/E/F. The record is from RefSeq and is a predicted model, not a curated record. The coding region runs from base 1 to 1644 and encodes 547 amino acids. Lineage: Eukaryota; Fungi; Ascomycota; Sordariomycetes; Glomerellales; Glomerellaceae. The transcript has a single exon. Gene Ontology annotation, molecular function: pseudouridine synthase activity; RNA binding. Gene Ontology annotation, biological process: tRNA pseudouridine synthesis; mRNA pseudouridine synthesis. Gene Ontology annotation, cellular component: cytoplasm; nucleus.